ACAGAUACACACACACAACAAAUACAUAAAAAUAGAAAGUACAACUUCAAAAAUUUAUUAUUAUCACCCAAAACGACCUUUCAAAAUUCAAUAAAACGAUAUAUAGUAGCUUCAAUCACGCUCCCAAAAUCUCUCUCUCUCUCUCUCUCAUUCACAUUUAAAACCAGCGAUGAAAGAAGAAGAACAAGAAGCCGAUACCGAACUCGGCUUCGAAACCGGCGGCGCGGCUCUGGUUUCUCUGGCGCCGUUUUCUUCGACUCCUGCGCGUCGGCUCUCGAGUAACUUUGCUCAGCCGAGCCGUCCGAUCCUCUCGGCUAAGCGGCUCGCAUGGGUGUCACUCCAGGGGCGGCUCGUCAACGCCGAGGAAGCCAGCUCGGCUAAAAAUGUCGGCUUGAGCCGAGCCGAAGCCGUGGCUUGGGAGCUCUUUACUCCUGUCCAGAGGUUCCUCAUCGUUGCCGUGAUCGGCGUCGCCGUCGCCGAGUCGAAGAAGAACCGGCUCAUUUGGCAGCUCACAGAAGCUGUGGAACUUAGGGAUCAGGUACUUUCAAGCAUGCAACAGAAGCUUGACAAUCUGUGCAAGCUUGGCAAUCAGGGAGAGCAGAAUCAGGUGCUUUCAAGCAUGCAACAGAAGCUUGACAAAAUGUGUGAGGAGGUUGAUAUUGUUAGGGACCACUCAGAUGGUGGGGUUGAAACUACAUUCAUCAAGAAGGCAGAUUCACCAUGUGAAGAAGCAUUCGGCUCUGACGCAGUUAAAUUCAUUGAUUGCGGCUGUUGGCUCUGUGAUAAACAUCGUGACUUGGAGGAUAACUCUCUAAGGAAAUCUUCAACUGGGGAUGAGAUAAUUCAAUAUAAAAUGUCAUUCUCAAAUGAUGCUGAACCAGAAGAGCGUCGGAUGUCUGAUUUGUCAGAUUGGGCUUCAAGUGUCACAUCUGCUGCUGACAUUCAGAUGAACACAUUGGCAGUAGAACAAGACAUUUACAACCUCAAGAGGGACUGUGAAGAGAAGGAUGCCACCAUAAAGAAGCUAUCCACUUUGCUCCAAUCAUCUGAUGUUGCUGGUUCAAAGAGGAUUUCAGAGUUAGAAGAAAUUAUACGUAGGAAGAACAUGAUAAUCACAAGACUGAAGAAGGACAUGGUGGUCCUAGAGCAAAAGGUGGUUCACUUCACAAGGCUUCGGAGAUCUUCCUUCUCUGCCUCAGACUCAACCAGUGAGAAACUUCCAUGCAUGACAGAUAAUCUCCUUUAUGAUAUGGAUAGUACUACUAGCCCUUCAUCUUCUGAUUCAGAUUGCUCCUCUGCAAACCGGUCACAUGCUCGUGUUGCUAAAAUUGAAGAGAUUUCUGUUAAGAAUAGCAACUGUGCUUCUACAGGAAAUCAGAUGUCAGUGCCAACAAAACCUUCUGGUUCCAUUGUGAGACCAACUGAUUGGCGCUCAAAAUCUCGAUCAGUGAGUCCGCUUAAAGAAAUAUCUACAAAUUGGAAAUCUGAUGCAAUGUCUUCUUCAAGGCAAAAGCAGUUAGCUGGUGGAGACUCAAGAAAGAGUAAAAGGCGACACCUAGCUGGAUCUAAGGAUGCAACUCCUCAAAAGAGAUGGACAUAGUUGAAUGCAGGAUAUGUGAGUUAAGUAUUCAAAUAUAUCUCCAAUUUGGUGAGAAGAUGCUUCGCAUUUUCAACCUAAAGCUUGGGACAUAUGCUAGUAUAUAUAGGAGCAUUUCUGUCUUUUUUUUAGUGAUCAUAUUGCUGUUGACUUUAUAUAUUUGUAGAAAUACGGUACCUUCUGGAUAUAAUAGUUUAGAGGGAUAAUUGGAAAAAUAAUCUUUUGGGACCAAA
Molecule: messenger RNA, 1830 nt
Organism: Quercus robur (English oak)
Lineage: Eukaryota; Viridiplantae; Streptophyta; Magnoliopsida; Fagales; Fagaceae
Exons: 8
Coding region: 170-1600 (476 amino acids)
Source: RefSeq, a predicted model, not a curated record